Molecule: messenger RNA, 1631 nt
Organism: Hippocampus comes (tiger tail seahorse)
Lineage: Eukaryota; Metazoa; Chordata; Actinopteri; Syngnathiformes; Syngnathidae
Product: methyl-CpG-binding domain protein 3-like
Exons: 7
Coding region: 232-996 (254 amino acids)
Biological process (GO): DNA methylation-dependent constitutive heterochromatin formation; negative regulation of transcription by RNA polymerase II
Cellular component (GO): nucleus
Molecular function (GO): methyl-CpG binding
Source: RefSeq, a predicted model, not a curated record
GGAUUACAGUUCAAUCGAGGGGGGUGACGUGGUGGGCGGAGUGAUCUUCGCCUGUAAAGGUCCUGUUUGAGGAAUGGUGAUCGAUAAAUAAAUUUCACGGUGCAAAUUCAUGACAGCGAUAGCAUAGUUGCUAGUUGACAUUUGCUACUUUUUAAGAACCGGCUUCGACUCCACGCCGAACGGGGACGUUUGGGAGUAUGGAACGGAAAAGGGAACCCCUUCUCUGAUUGGAUGACAAGUUUCAGUGUACCAGUCAGGCGUGUCCUCGGCAAUCCACAGACAGCACGGGGUCCAGCCAACAACUUUCACAUGGAGGAGGCCGGCCAGUCUCGUGCUGCACAUUUAGUUCUUACUAAAGUCCAGCGAAGUGGGCACAAACACCAUGAUAUCAACCAUCAAAUCAGGGCCAAGCCAGACUUGAACACAACACUGCCCGUUCGACAGACGGCCUCCAUCUUCAAGCAGCCGGUGACCAAAGUAACAAAUCACCCUAGCAACAAGGUGAAAACAGACCCGCAGAGGGCUGUGGACCAACCAAAGCAGCUGUUCUGGGAAAGGAAGCUGAGUGGGUUAAGUGCCUUUGACAUUGCAGACGAGCUGGUGAAAACCAUGGAUCUCCCCAAAGGCCUACAAGGUGUGGGGCCUGCGAGUUCUGACAAAACGCUGCUGUCCGCCAUCGCUAGCGCCCUCCACACAAGCCCCGCACCUGUCACUGGCCAGCUCACGGCGGCUGUGGAGAAAAACCCGGGAGUGUGGCUCAACACCACGCAGCCUCUCUGCAAGGCGUUUGUGGUGACAGAUGAAGAUAUCAGGAAGCAGGAGGACCUCGUGCAGAGUGUGAGGAGGAGGCUGGAGGAAGCCCUCAUGGCGGAUAUGUUGGCUCAUGUUGAGGACGCCGCUGUGGUCGUGGCACCCGGCACGGUGGAAAACGACGACGACGACAGCGGCGAAGAAAAAGAGAAGGGGGCUGAGCGGGUGGAAAAGGAGGAGUUAUAGCCAAGGUACACAAAAUGGCUGUGUUAAUUCCAGUAGUGCUGACUGAUUUUUUUCUGACGUCGUUUACCACAACUUCAACUGACGUCAUCAAUUAUCUGGGAGGGUUUUUUUUUUUUAUUCCUAGUUUUUGUCACUACUUCAACUAAAAUAAAACUGAAACUUUUUUUUCUUUUUUUGUCAACUGAAAAGGUGCUCUAAGUUUCAGCUUUUACCUCCAUCGAUUUUUCAGCAGAUAUGUUUGGUGCUGCACACUAUCCAUUCGGUGUUGUUUUCAUCACACAGCUGCUAAACAAGCGCAAACAAACCUGGUGUAUGUGAACUGUAAAAUAUCUCUGUAAAUGUGCGUCCAUUUGUGAAGAACAACACGUCUUUGUUUCAUAUCCCCACCGCCACUUAAGUGAUAUUUAUGCAAAGGAGCAUAGAGAAGAUUGCGGACUCACUGCAUGCAUGCUGUACUCUCGCGCUCUCUAAUGUUACGCUGAGAGAGCUCAGAUAGUUUCGUGGCUUUCAAAUAUUCUUGAUGGUUUACAAUAACUUUAGGUCAUGUUAUAUCAUGUCGCGCUACAAUGUAAGAAACACUGAUACUUAACUACUGUACAUGAAUCCAAUAUUGUUAAAUAAAUGCAUCUUUUGGA